GUCGGUCUUCGGCAGUGAGUUAGUCGAUCGUGUUCUCCGGUACCAGGAAUUAUUUGUUAAUUCUAAACAUGGCUGGUGGUAAAGCUGGUAAGGACUCCGGUAAGACCAAAACCAAGGCAAUUUCUCGCUCGCAGAGAGCAGGACUGCAGUUCCCGGUCGGUCGUAUCCAUAGACACCUCAAAUCCCGGACCACCAGCCACGGCAGAGUAGGAGCUACUGCAGCGGUCUACAGUGCGGCUAUUCUUGAAUACCUGACUGCUGAGGUUCUGGAGUUGGCAGGAAAUGCAUCGAAGGAUCUUAAGGUGAAGCGUAUUACCCCGCGCCACUUGCAGCUGGCCAUUAGAGGAGAUGAAGAGCUGGAUUCACUUAUUAAGGCCACUAUUGCUGGUGGAGGUGUGAUUCCCCACAUCCAUAAGUCUCUGAUUGGAAAGAAGGGCCAGCAGAAGACCGUAUAACCUGAAGUGCUUUGGAAGUUGUGCCAUCUCAGGACGAAGUCGGCAUCCAGUUGUUAAAUGUUAUAGUUUAGAACACCUUAAGGAGCUAUUUUUAUUGUUGAGCUUGCAUUUACUCACCUGGGGUAUUUUUUAAAAGUGGCUUCAGAGAAGCUCAUUUUUUGUGUUUUGCUUUUCUUUUUCUGGUGCUGCAGUUGCAGUUCAUGUUAAAACUUGCUUAUGUGGCAUCCCCAUGUUCGGUGUGGUGUUUUAAUAAAGCUCUUACUGGGCAUUUGAGUUUUGUUCUUUCAGUUCUGGCUUGUUCAUGAGCUUUAUUUUAUGUUUAGGCUAUAGGUAUUAGCUAGCUGCUUCAGUGUGGAUGGUGUACAUGUUUGAUGUUAGUGGUUUGAAAGACACCCUCUCCUCUCCUUUACAUCAUCAGUGUCAGUCUUGUAUAGCUGCAUGAACUGCAAAGCAUGUUUAGCACAUCAGACUACCACUGCACUGACGUGAAGCAGGAGAAAACCUGUAGUCAUUUUUGGAUUCUUGAAUAAAGACUGGACUGGCACAGUCAGAACAUUUUGCA
Messenger RNA from Acanthochromis polyacanthus (spiny chromis), 1017 nucleotides. RefSeq names its product histone H2A.Z. The transcript is spliced from 5 exons. The coding region runs from base 69 to 455 and encodes 128 amino acids. Gene Ontology annotation, cellular component: nucleosome. Gene Ontology annotation, molecular function: structural constituent of chromatin; protein heterodimerization activity; DNA binding. NCBI's taxonomy places the organism in Eukaryota, Metazoa, Chordata, Actinopteri, Pomacentridae. The record is from RefSeq and is a predicted model, not a curated record.